Cylicocyclus nassatus is the source of this 2257-nucleotide messenger RNA. The record is from the annotation of a GenBank genome assembly. Lineage: Eukaryota; Metazoa; Nematoda; Chromadorea; Rhabditida; Strongylidae.
AGAAAAGUGCGCUAAAGCUCUAUGGGUGGUCCGUAGAGCUUACAACAUGGCCCGUAUCUGCUCAGGACUCAACUGCAUGACACAGCGCCGGGAGACUGGUCGACAGGAUGCGGCAGUUCGUCUCAAAGCGAUUUUCGCGCAUGGUAGAAGAAGUUUGAAAGCGUGCUACUUCCAUCAGCUCCGAUCGUGGCAUUCAAUGCAUAAAAGAGAGAAAACAUGCUAUCUCUUGGCAAUCGUAAGUGUGCUGGCCAUAUUUGGAUGGAUGGGAACAUAUCGCUCCGCUAUCAAAUGUAGUGCACCACAAGUUUUAUCACCAUUUCACGCUCGAAACGUACGCCAAGAUAACGCUGAAGCGCCCCAGUACGAAAACGAUGAUCUACCGUUUCAUCCGUUCGACAACGGAUGUAAAUUUGCGAUGCCAAACGCUUAUGCAAGCGACAUCGUGUAUUUCCGCGUUGGCGAACGCUUGCGCCAGUUGAAGUGCAAAUACGAUGACUAUGAUUUUGCGACUAUGGACAGUGAGGGAUAUAUGUAUGUUCAUCCUCAUUUCACCCAAUUUCCAAAUGUGACUAAUGACGUGAAAUGUAAGGUCAUUUUUCUAGAAGGAGGGAUUCGCAGCAGAAAUUCUAGUGCAAAUAAGUUUGUAGAGGUUGGAACAGUAGAGGCUCCAGAGAACAAGCGAUUUCUUGCAAAUGGUGACGCAUUUCUCAUACGUUGCUAUCAGGAAGGCACAAACAACACAAAACAAGUAUUUCAGAAAGUUUUUGCAGGAAUGACGGACCUCAUGAAAGAAAAGCAUAAAGUGUAUAUUGUUGAAGACACAGAAUCUUUUGAUAAGUUUGGCCGAAAACGGAAAGGUCCAGAAAAACUUGAGCAACCUUCUCGAUAUUCUAUUGAUAUUCUUACGUUCGACUCUACAUCACGCACGAUGACAAUGAGGCACAUGCCAAGAACAGUCGAAAUGAUGCAUAAACUUGGUUAUGAGAUACUUUACGGCUAUACCAAGGUUGGCGACAACUCGAUGGUUAAUCUUGAACCGAUCCUGGCUGGCGAUAUUCCAGAGGCAUUAGCAGAGAAGAAACACGACGACUCAGGCGACAUAAAUAAAAAUUGGAUUUUACCAACAACAAAGAAGCUGGAUCCUACUCCUCUGCCCUUCUUAUGGAAGAUUAUGAAGGAAAAGUACGGCUGUCGCACAAUGUUCAACGACGACAUCGCCGUAGCCGGUCGAGGGAUCUUCCAUUAUCCGCCGCAAGAAUUUCAGUUUGGAUUCACAACGCCUCCAGCAGAUCAUUACUAUCGUCCCUACUAUCUCGCUCUCUACCAGAACUGGACAUACAGUGUCUGCAAAGACGGUGGACAGAUUCAGCAGGAGUUUGUUGAUUUAUGGCGUCGAUUUGCCAAUAGGUACAAAAGCAUAUGCCAUUUCGGAUUCACCUUCAUAACAACUCUAACCCACGAAGCCGGUCUUCUGAUUGAAACGAUGGACGAAUUUGUCAAAUCCAGUCUUGAGGAUCUCUUCGUGAACGGUGCUUUGGACAACAGUGUCAGCGUCAUUAUGGGUGAUCAUGGAAAUCGUAUAGGAUUGGUUCAAUAUUCAUACACAGGUAGAAUUGAAGAACGAAUGCCUCUCAUGGCUAUUCGACUGCCAAGUAAUUUUAAAACACUCUAUCCGAAAGAGUACGGAAAUUUUCUGGCAAAUAAAUGGAAGCUUACAAGCAAUUUCGAUAUACAUCAGACUCUAAAAGAUAUCGCGCUAAUGCGGCUUGGUGCUGAUAGACCUGCUACUCGUGAUGAAGGUCGUGGAAUCAGUCUUUUUGAUGAGAUACCCUCGAACAGAUCCUGUUAUGACGCUUAUGUUGCUGAAAACUUCUGCACUUGCCUAGUACAUCGACCAAAUCUUACCAUGCCUAAAGAAAAAGAUGUGCAAAAGAAGAAAAUGAAAUUGGUAAAAAAAUACAACGAUGCCAUAACUUACUGGAUAGAGGAAAAUAGGCUAGGAUCAUGCCUCUAUAGCAGCAAUAUAUCGAUAAGCGAAGAUGUAAAAGUGCUUGGUAUAAAUCCGCUCGUCCGUCAAGGAUUGCGCACAAAGGAAAACACCACUAUUGUGGAUGCAGCCCUCAAAAAACCUCCAAAGAUGGAUUUCCUUUACCAUGAGUUUAUCACAACGCAAAAGCUCUUAAAUGGAGAAAACAUUGUGCUCCUUUAUCGAGUUGAAGAAGAACUGUUCCGCUCAUUCCAUUUUUCGAAUAUGUGA